Drosophila willistoni is the source of this 682-nucleotide messenger RNA. Its product is annotated as cell wall protein DAN4. NCBI's taxonomy places the organism in Eukaryota, Metazoa, Arthropoda, Insecta, Diptera, Drosophilidae. The coding region runs from base 1 to 561 and encodes 186 amino acids. The transcript is spliced from 3 exons. The record is from RefSeq and is a predicted model, not a curated record. Gene Ontology annotation, molecular function: chitin binding. Gene Ontology annotation, cellular component: extracellular region.
AUGAAACUGGUUUCUUGGCUAUUCAUUGGCUUGCAGCUACUUAUUCUGGCAACUGCACUUGAAGGUGCCAGAAGAUGCUUCGCGUCACCAGUGACGACAACAACAACAACUACAUGCCCAACAAAAUCAACAACCACCACCACAACUGAGCUACCAACAGAAGAGACAACCGAUGAUGAUGACGACGACGAUACCUCCGAUUCAUCCUCUGAGGAAUCAACACAUCCUGCAGAUACCACAAGCCCCUCCGAAGUGACCACCGAUAGGGGUGAUACAACAGCAACGUCUCCAAUACCAGACGAAACAACAACAACUGAAAAAGAAACAUCAAAGGAAACAACAACCACACCAGGAUCCUCCGGCGAAACCACCACUGAAGAAAUUCCCGAUGUGGAUGCCAAUGCAAUGUGCCUAAAUCAUCCGGGUGUACAUUAUCUACCCCAUCCAUACAAUUGCCACAAGUUCAUACAAUGCGAUGGUACACAAGGCUUUGUACAUACUUGUCCAAGCGAUCUGUAUUGGGAUUCGGUGACCCUGACAUGCGAUAAAGCUUGUGCAUAAAACUUCCUAUAUCACAUAAUAGUAAAUUGAAUUUGUGAAAGAGCAACGAUAUAAAUAAUAUCAAAAAGAAAAUGGGAUGAUAACUAACUCUAGUUAGUUAUUCACCUUGACUUAAACUUGA